AUGUCGGACGCAAGCGACAGCGAUCCCUCUAAUGGCGACGACAGCGACGAGGACUACGAGCCUUCCUCUGACCACGAAGAGGAGGACGAGGACGAUCAGCGGAUGGGCGGUGGCAGCCGUUCCAACGGCGACGACAGCAAGGGCAAGGAUGAUUGCCCAAUCCCCGGCGAGGAAGAGGAAGACAAAGACUUGGAGAGUGGUGAGAUGGACAUGAGCAGCCACGAUGAAGACGAGGAUUACAACCCUCCCUCUGGCUAUGAAGAGGACGACGAGGACGAGCGGAUGGGCGGUGUCAGCUCGGAUGACGGCGACGAAGACAGCAACGACGAGGAUUAUUGCCCAAUCCCCGGCGAGGAAGAUCAAGAGGAGGAAGACGAAGACUUGGAGAGCGAUGAGGAUGAGAUGGACAUCAGCGACGAAGAAGACGAUGACGGCUCCAGCGAGGAGGAGGAAGAAGAUCGGGACAGCGAGGAGGAAUCUGGCGACGACUCCAGCUAG
Molecule: messenger RNA, 498 nt
Organism: Brachypodium distachyon (stiff brome)
Lineage: Eukaryota; Viridiplantae; Streptophyta; Magnoliopsida; Poales; Poaceae
Product: acidic leucine-rich nuclear phosphoprotein 32 family member B-like
Exons: 1
Coding region: 1-498 (165 amino acids)
Source: RefSeq, a predicted model, not a curated record